This is a messenger RNA of Diorhabda sublineata, 9485 nucleotides long. RefSeq lists its product as uncharacterized. The transcript is spliced from 12 exons. Gene Ontology annotation, biological process: positive regulation of DNA-templated transcription. The record is from RefSeq and is a predicted model, not a curated record. Gene Ontology annotation, cellular component: SWI/SNF complex. Lineage: Eukaryota; Metazoa; Arthropoda; Insecta; Coleoptera; Chrysomelidae. Bases 819 to 5417 code for a protein of 1532 amino acids.
AUAGGUAGGGUCUAUUUUUUAAUGUCCUUUAUCAUUAUUACCUUUUAUGAAACUUUACUUGAUAUUUGUAAUGAUCACAUCUAUUGUCGUAUAAGUUUAAUUAAUUAAUUGCAUUUCGAUACAUCUAACGAAUUAGGAAAGAUAACAAUACCAAGCAAUUAUAAUACAAAUGAAUGAAAAUAAAAGUAAAUUUUAUUAAAAAAUAUAAGAUCUGGAGCCUCGGACUGGUCCAUUUUAGAUGAUCGAGAGGGAUGUAUUGGGAAAGAAAAGAAGCAGAAAAGGUGCAUCAAUAAAGAUGGCGGGUACAUUGAUAAUUUAUUUGUGAUCGCAAAAUUGGCAAAUCAAUUAAUUUAUUAAUUAAAUUGUUCUACUAUGGACAUAAAAUAUUAUAUAUUUAACGAUAAUGAAGUGGUGCUUAAAUUUAUAAUUGAAAGAAACCAGCUUGCGGAUUUAGAAUGAAAAAACAUCGAAAUCUACUAAAGAAAACAAAGUGAUUUUUAAGGAUGCCGUACACCGUGUAAUAAUUUAUAGUGCAGCAGUUGAAAAUUUUUAAUUUGAAUGUUUAAAAACCACACAAUGUCUUUCAGACUCAAAGUGAAAUAAUGCUGUGGUUAAUGCUAUAUUUUUUCUAUGUGUACAACGAUAAAAUGGCAUUAUUUGAGUUCGGAUAAGUCCUUGUUAUUCGGAAAAUUGAACGAACAAUGAAAAAGUUUGAUUUAGUAUUAGGACAACAUUCCAAAGUGGACUUAAUAAUAUGAAACAAAAAUGUACUUAAAUACUAGUGCGCUUUAAUCCGGUACAUUAAGUGUCGUGAAAAAAUGUCUCAGACUCCUCACAAACCUCUACAAAAAAUGUGUAAAUCUCCAAAAAUUUCCACCUAUCAAACCAUCAAGCAAGAAAAGAUUGAGUACGAAAAUUUAAGUACCAAUUGCACCGUUGUGGGAUCUAAUAAUUUGAAUCUCGUAAAGAAACCUCAAAUAGUUACAAGUGUAUCUCCUGCUUAUUCUAAUCCUAGUCCUGUUUAUCCACCAUCUCCCUAUUCCUCUCCAGCUAGUCUUAAAUCUCCGUCUCCUUCAUUAAAACCACCAACACCACAACCGAAUUUUCCAGUCAUGCAAAUUAUACAAAACAACAUACUAGCAAGACCUAUACAAACAUCACAACCUCAGAAUAUCAUCAAAUUGAAGCCACAUCUGAAUAUUUUGCCCAAACCAUCAGCUAGUCCGCAGCCGUCUCCCAAACCAAGCCUGAGUCCCCAAAUAGUCCUACCUACGAAUCAUCAGCAAACUGCUACAAUUGUACCAACUGCCCAACCAUUGCUACUUAAUCAAAUGCCUAUGCUAACCACCCCGUCAGUUCAGUUUAUUCUUAGACCACAAACGGCUACAAAACUACAACCCCAGAUGCAGACAGCUACUGCAACUCCACAAGGACUCAUCUUACAACCAGGUGGACAGCAGCUAUUACAGAUACAACCACCUAGAUCGCAGCCAAUGGUUAGAGUACUGACUAACGGAAUGCAGUUAACCCCAUCCUCUACUACUACUUAUGUCACACAAGUUGGUACCCAGCAACCUAAUACUGCUAGUCACCUCACACAACAGACCCUAGUAAAUAACACACAAGCGCAACAUGUGGUUCAACACCAACAAUUGAAGAAAAAACCCAAGAACAAAGUUAAAAAAAAGCUUGAUCUGGCAAAUAUAAUGAAAUUGUCUGGUAUCGGUGAUGAAGACGAUAUACAAUUUGAAAGUGACACAUCGCAAAGCGAAAGUGAACAUAAUUCUGUCCCUACAACUCCCCAGCCCCAACAUACAGUUCACAGUACAGUUCAAGCUCAAACGAAUUUUGUUCAUACCGAUACUAAAAAGAAUAUACAGAACAUACAAAUUUCUGCCAUGGCACAACCUACAAUUAAUGCAACAACACCAGUUGUUCAGGUCUUAAAUCAAAAUUUUCAGAGUGGCAUGAUCUCAAAUAGUAGUUCACAGGCAGCUACAGCGCAAGCAAGUAUUCCAUUUAACUCAUUCAUAACUCCAAAUUUUACUAUAAACAACGGCCUAAUGCUUCAAAGAAGUGGUGGUUUCAAAUUAACAAUGGGAGAUGAUGGAAGAUUGAUACUUCAACAUGAUCCUACUAUCAAUACUGACCUACAGUCUCAAAUUAUCUUACAAAGUUUGUUGGGUGGAUUAGUGUUACAACCAUCGAUGGAUCAACAAACUGUACAGCAAACUGUCCAAACAAUUCAACAACAAUCAGUACAAACUAUACAACAACAAACUGUGCAAAGUCAAACAAUACAAACUGUUCAACAGCAAACUGUCCAACCGCAAACUGUACAGCACACAAUACAAUCGUUGCAACCUCAAAUACAACAACAGACUGUCCAACAGACAAUUCAACAUCAAACAGUGAAUGCUUUGCAACAGCCUAUGCAAAUAGUACAACCACAACCUAUACAAAGCAUUCAUUCUCAAGCUCAACCUCUUCAUUCAAUAUCCCAAUCACAAGUACACAGCUUACAGUCACAAAUACAAGGCCAAUUACAGAGUUUGUUGCAACAACAGAAUCACACAGUACAACAUUCGAAUGUACCAACACAAAAUGUACAUUCUCAAACCGUUCAGAGCGUACAAAAUGUUCAGAGUAUGCAACAAAAUUUACAAAAUCUUCAACAGAACGUUCAAAGUGUGCAACAAAAUAUUCAAAGCGUACAACAAAACGUACGCAGCGUUCAACAAAACGUUCAGAGCUUACAGCAGAAUAUUCAAAGCAUACCUCAACAAACUCUCCAACAGCCAGUACAAAAUUUCCAUACGAAUCACUCGCAUCCCCAGAAUCAACCAGUGUUGAAGGUACAACCUUUCCAAAAGUCCCAACCGCCAGUACAAACAGUUCAACCGAUACAACAUCACAUCAGCAAUCAACAACAAAGUCAACAGCAGCAACAACAACACCAACAACAAAAUUUGAGAGAAAAUCAACAGAAUCAAAAUAAUAAUGCGCCACAACCAGCUUCGUAUGUUGUAAAUUUAACUCCUGAUCAAUUGGAGCAAUUGAAGAGGAAUGGUCAGCUAACUGUUAACGGACAAACUAUUUUUAUGCAACGUCCUAAUAAAGAUCAACUUGAUAAAAAAAUAUCACCAAAAUCGAAAACUACCAAGAAGGUGAACAAAAUUCAAAGCAUCAAAAAUAUUUUGCAUGAAACUGAAAACGAACUGGUAAAAGCAAGCAAUAAUUCGGAUCCAAUCAAGGAAAAUGUGAAUAAAUCUGUAGACAGUGCCUUAAACGCACCACCACCUAAACAAACUCUACCUCAAAACCACGUUCAGCCUCAACCGCUGCAACAAACUAAGCCAGUUCAACCCCACGCUUUAGUUCAACCUUCCAUACAGGUACAACCGAAGACAAUUCCUGAUAGAUCGAAAUCUCUUGCUGCACCCGCCAUAUCGCAGAUUCCUAAACAACAGAAAGUGGCACCUACCAUUAUAUCACAAGAUUCGAAUGGCGUCGAUGCAAAUCCUGACGUAGAUAAAAUUCUAGUCCAAAUUCUUGAAGAAUCCAAUAUGAGUAACGUUCCCAAUAGCACAAGUGCUACAGCUCCGACGUCUCAGCCUCAUCAAAGGAUAACAACAAUUCAACUAACACCACAGAAACAACAGCAACUGAAAAAUAUCCAACAUCAGAUACAAUCUUUGUCUGCAAGGUUAACACCAGGAGAUAUGGAACUACAGAAUACCUUGAAAAUGUUAUUCACUGAACAACAGAAAAUUUUGGCAUCUGGAAAAUUGUUACCUAUGGAUAAGGUACAUUAUCACAAUAAUCAAUUGACCAUCAUGAACCCGUCCGCAUUGAAUCCAUCGCCACCUACUCCAGUCAAAAGUGAAUCAAUUGAAGCUCUCAAUUUUGGACCUGCUUUAAAUAAUAGUCAAAAUACAUCGAGGAAUACAACCGUCGAAACACCAACAACUACACGAUAUCAACCAAUUACUACACCAGCACAUUCGGCAGCAAGAAUAUCCGUUUCAGUUCCAUGUAGUGAAACGACAGCUACUCAAACGAUUCAUCAUCUACCGUCUCCGUUACCUCAAAAUAUCCAUCAAACAACAUCUCAUUUUACUCAUAUAUCUCAUUCAGUAUCCUCACAUCAAAUCCCUGCCAUAUCGUUAUCUUCUCUACAUUCGAUUUCUUCACAUCCCCCUAUAUCCAGUCAUCCUAAUAUAACAACCCAUCAACAGCAACAUCAACCGCAGCAUGGAACUAUUAGCAAUUCAAAUGAUACGGUUACUCAGAAUCAUCUACCUACGUCUCAUUGUUCAUCUGGGAUACAUCAAAGUACCAACCAUAAUGUCGUUUCAAGUCAUCAAGUAUCCGGUAAUGCGCCAAAUCAUCUACAUUACAAUCAUAUUGUCAACCAGAGGUUCAAUUGUCCACAACCAAUACAACAAAUUUCUAUGCAGCAACAGCAGAUCCAAAGGCAACAGUUGAUGCAUAAAAAAGCCAAUAUUAUUGAAACUCAGUUGACUAUGGACCAAAACGGAGCUACCAAACCAGACAUUCACACACCAUUCAAAGAUAAAAAAGACGCUUGUAUAAGAUUGAUACGAUACCACUGCUUGGAUCAACCAGUCUUAUCGGAAAAGGACCUUGAUAAGGCAGAUGAAAUUUUUGAAUUAACUGCCCAACAUUUAAUUAGUAAAUUUUCUAGAAUGGAAGACAAGUACAAAUAUUUAUUAAUGAAAGAAAGUAUGCGCCAAGUUCAAACAUCUGAGAUGAUGAUGUUGGAUCGUAUGUUUUUAACCGACGAGCAACAAUCCCUAAUGAAGCUACGACAGGAUUACGAGAAUGAACUACUCAACAUUCCUUCUAAUUCUGAACAAGAAAUGCCUCAAUCAUUACCGCCGCCACCACCUCAACCGCCGCCUCCUCCUUCUCAAUCAACAACACACACAUCACUAUCUACUUCAACGCAAAAUGCUGCAGUUUCGUCAUCGGAACCAUCGUCUGAAGACUACGAUGAAUGGGCGUGCAUUCAACGCGAAUUGGGGUGUUUGCCGCAACAUAUUGAGACUAAAUUAUCCCAGCACAACCAUCCGAAACGUUCUGCUAGCACUGAUUCCAGGUUGGAAACGUUGAAGCGAUUUCGCGUCGAUAAGCAUCAUAAAAAAAGUACAGACGUUAAUUUGUGCGGUGUAAAUAGUAUCGGUAAUAGUGCGCCAAGUACGAUAUAUCACCAGCAAUCGAAAGCAUCCAGUGGUUCGUCUACAUACGAUAGUGCUCAGAAUUGUAGUUUCUCAUCGCAUGAAGACAACGAACCAGAAAAUAAUAGUAUCGACGAACAAGUACAAUCCGCCAUCGAUUCUAUAUUAAAUUUGCAGCAAACUCCUUCACUAGAUUUGGAUAGUAUUUUAUCAUGACGUCAGUUUUAAGUAUGAAUGGAGUAUUGUGUACGAUUUUUUUCUUCUUUUGUUGGGAGUUUUGGUAUUAUAGUUCAUUAUAAGCCGGACUUAGUGAACGUGCUCUUAUGUGCGUCGAUGAGCCUAUUUUUUUGUGAUAUUUUGGGAAGCAAUAUUUAUUUAUGUUGCGACUUUGAUCAAGUACGAUUAAUUAUACGUAAAGCUGAUAGUGUGAAUAUUAAAUACCAAAUGAAUUUUAAUGAUUUUUCUUUUAUUCACGUUUUAGUAGACCAUUGAAUUUGUCCAAAAAGUUAUGGAUUUUAAAGAAAACAGUUGCAACUUAGAAUUUGUUAACCAAAAAAGUCUUUUUAAGGUUUUGUUUAUUUAUUUCUCUUAAUAUACUAUACAAUAAAUAAUUGGUUUUCAAAAAUAUUUCCAAUGUACAAUUAACGCAACCCAAAAAAAUCAAUCCUGAUGUUGGAUGUUACGUAUGUGUCAUUCCGUAUCAAUUUAACAAGGGGUUUGUAUCUUGUCAUCACAAAUUUUCUUGAAAUUUGGCAAAGGUGUUCUCUUGGUACAGACUUGGUCAAAUUUUUGAAAUUUUCAAAAUUUAUUUAAUGAACAGCUGCUAGUGUUAUAAAUAUAGACAUUUAAUGAAUACAACUGUAUACAAAUGAAUACAAUUCAUUUGGCAUACAUCACUUUUGAGUAGAAUAUGAGCUCUAUGAGGAGUUUGGAAAUUUGCUCGGGUUCAACCUAAACCAAAAAAAAAAAAAUACGGCCCCCAAAAAACCACCUUCAGGAAACUGGAAUCAUGAUGAGUAGAAACUCGCCCUUAUUUUCAAUGUCAUCAAUUUUCAUUUUAUACAACUCUUCUCUUCGGUAACCUCCAGUUAAUAAAUAUUUGUCGUCUGGAUCAUUAAAUAAAAACUUAUUUAUUUUCUCUCUUUAGAACAUAUUAGAUUUUUUUAAUUUUCUGCAUUAUCAUAUAUAAUUAAAGUUACUUUUAGUUUAAAAUAGUUUAGAGGACUGAAUUUUUUAGACUUUUCUUGAAAAUAAUAUUAUUCUGGUUCCUCUAUUUCAUAAAAGUGUUAUAUUCCUUUAGAUAGAUUUCUUUGGAUUUGUCUGGAAAAAAAUUUAAUGCUGCCACAUUUGCGUUUUCUAUAAUUUCUUCAGUAUUUCAAACUCGGAAUCUUCACUUUCCACCUUUACAUUAAUAAUAAUAAUUCAAGGUGUUCCGGGACUUGAUACAAAAAAUUCGGGAGUGAGUACAUGACGUGUGUGAGGUGUGACUUAAAAAAAAUUCUCAUACGAGUCUUCGUCAGAUUGUUUUAAUCCUAGCCAUUGUUCAGGUCAGGGAGAAAAUCGUUAACCAACAAAUCUUGAGUCUGCUAAAUGACCAUAAACAUAAAUCAACCGGAGAUUUCCUAGCGUGUGUCACGAAAGCUAUAGAGAAAUAUGAAGAAUCGCACUGGACAUAUCGAACGCUUUUGAAGGGUUUUGACAUGCUAACCUUCUAAACAAAUCAUUUAUCGACUGGCUUAGUAGUUUUCUCGUGGAUCGAACCAUGUAAGUUUCUAUUGAUUUAUACACCUCAGAAAGAUUUGAGCUGGUGCUCCCCAAGGAAGGCAUCUUGUCAUCUACUCUCUUUCUCAACGAUCUACUUGGCAAAACUGCAAACCAGAUAAAUAGCUUCACCGGCGAUAGUUCAAUAGUGUCGUCGACGUCGUCAUCUAACUCUGCAGGCAGGAACAGAUCGCCACCAUCAAUACCGAUCUUGGAAACAUUCUGGAGUAGAAUGGGAGCAAUCUGACUGAGCUGAAAGCAGAAAAGACCCAGGUGGUUGUUUUUACUAAGAAGACUGGUACUUUGGCUCAGAUUUGGUCCUGUUUGGGGUGUUGAGGUUGGGAGUAAUAUGUCCUGGCAUAGUCACAUAGCUAAAUUAGCUAAAGCAGAUUUACAAAAACUUGAAGCUCAAAAAGCUAUAUACUCCGCAACAGCUUCUAAUCCUUUACAAGCCCCAAAUUAAUUUAUAUUUGGAGACCAUGAGGAUGUCGAUUCAAUACAGAAGAGAGCAAUUCGAUUUAUAGGCGAUCCAGAGUGUUCCGGAAACUUGAUAGCUUAGAGCAUAGAAGAAAGGUCGAUGACCUUACCCUGUUUUACUGAUAUUACUGUCCAACAUAAUCCCAACUAGAAUAGUAUCUGCAAUUUAUCUGGAUUCCUUUUUUUUUUGGAGAAGUGCAAGUCUUCGCAAUUGGCUACCAAGGCACCUUUUUAUAUAAAAAAAAUUCACAGGAUUCCCCUUCAUCGAAACAUCCAUUACUGCGAAACUGCAGACUUGUGCGUUUAGGCUCCGGUGUCUAAUGAUGGAAACAUGUUUCAUCUAUGUCUAAUAUGUUUCUUUGAUAUCUUUAUGGCUUCAGCUAUCUCAAUCAACUUCACUUUAAGGUAAUUCGAAAUCAUUAUACUUUUCUUUGCAUCCAUCGUCCUCGGUGCUAAUUUCGCCUUGUUUUAAAUUCAAAUAUUUCUUCUCAAAUAUUGAUUUUCCUAGAACAAAGUCCAAAUAAUGUUAUAAAGUCAAGUCUUGUUAUUCAAUAGUAAUUUUUGCCAAAAUUUAAUGCUUAAUUAAUUUUUUCAAACUAACAAAAAUUGCUUCACUUAAAAUACUAUAACCAUAGACAUAGUAAUUCUAGACUGUUGUAAUAUACAAUUGCUAUAUUGAAGAGUUGUACCAAUUUUAAAAAGAAACAGCCACUGGUCAAAGGUAGAGCUAUCUUUGUUCCACUGUGCGGUGAUUGGUGAUAUAUAACAGUGGAAAGAGUAUGGUACAAGAAACUAAAAGGAACACUUGACAGAGGUAGCUUUACAGUUUCUCAUUCUAAUAUGUGAAGACAAAUUUUUUGAAUUCGCAGUCUAGUUUUACUUUGUCUAUGGCUAUAACUCACAAACUAAUAGUACAACUGUCCCUAUAACAUUAUCUAGUUGAGUCCAAAGUACUAAUUUUCUAUUUUAACUCUCUGGUGUAAUAUUUCAUCCAGGAAAUAGUUUGUUUGGUUUAUUUGUCAGGUAUUGAUAUCAUACUUUGUCAAACGCUUUAGCUAUAUCAUAAGUUUAUUGUCUUUCAAUUGAUCUAUUUCAAUUAUUGAAUGGAUGUUAUCUGUGGUGGAAUGUUCUAGCUGAAUUAUGUUUUUUUGUACACUUAUAUUGUUUAUUCUUCUUAUUUGCAAAUCCUUCGUUCCCUUAAUUAUCUUUUUCUUAGUGUAGAUAUUAUUAUCUCUGAAUUCUCGUACAUGAUUGGAAUAUAUCUUAAUAUCAAGCUUCAUUAUAGCUAAUGUCUUUUAUAUCCCACAACUAAUAAGUCAGAGCCGGAAAAUUAGGUUCUAAAUAGUCUGCGAAAUCUGUACAUUAUUUGUUUGAGCUUCCUCUUUCUUGUUUUUUUUCCUGUAUAAUCCAGUAACUUUAUAUAUAACAGCAUGUGUUAAAUCCGCUGGUUCUGAUUUAUUGCGGACUUGAUUAUGAUGUUUGCUUAAUGGAUCAUCUUUAAACUACAUCAAAAAUCGAAAAAAUUUCAAGUUUUGGUCAUUAAAACUCUAGCUUAUGAAAUCCGGAAGUUGUUAUUUUUUUAAUUAGGAAAACUGUUCUUUUUUUUUUUUCAAUUCCAAUCACCUUGUUGUUUUUGCAAGAUUUUUCGACAACUAUUUUUGUUUUUAUCAAAUUUCGCUACAGCCCUCUACUUUUAAUCCUCAAAUAAGGGGAUUUCGAUCAUUUAUAUGACAAUAAUUUUAUGACUCGAGGCCUAAAGUAUUGGGAUUAAAUUUGUGUUGCGUUAAUUGUUUCUACUUCCCCCCUAUGCACUCCCUUGAGUGUUGGAGGAAUACACUAGAUAUAAUUUAUGAAGAACGAUGUAAUUAAUAUUUGUGAAUAGUAUACUACAAAAGUGUAAAUAGUUUUAACAAUGCGAUAAAACUUUGUAAUAUAAAGCUGAUUAGCUUAUUAUAGUAGAAUGAACCGAAAAAACAAUUUGUGUAUAUAUCUGUAUGUAUAUUUAUAUUAAAUUGACAUCUAAGAGGCAAGUAAACCUAAAACAAA